AUGUCAAGUGUGAUGAUGACAACUACGAGCUAUGAUAUCCGUGAGACGAAUCCACCAAUCGGUGGACAGUCGUCGUCAUCGGCUACAACAGUGCUGACGAACGGACUGACCACCGCUGCUGCUAAUGUUAAAAACAACAAUAUCUACCGAAACGAGUCGCCAAAACGUAUAGACUAUGUACUAGUCUAUCGUACGAAACUUGAUGACCACCAGUUGUCACAGUCAUCGUCGGUGUCUUGUAUGGCAAAUGCCAGACAGAUAUUCGAGUCCAAUCUGAUCGACGAAGGCCUUGUACUGGAACGGGCCGACAGUUCCGGUACCGGUGAGUACACCUAUGUCCAUGUGUUUGCUCCGUGGCCACUGUUGACCCGAUAUGCCGAAGUAAUGAAACUACGGAUGCCGAUGAAAACAAUUAAGUCAAAUAUGCGGGAACUGUUCGAUGAAGAGUACGGUACGGAUCAGAUGGUAUUUACGGCUCCCUAUACUCGGGACAAGGAAUACUUGUUCGACAUACCGGUGCCCGACAGGGACCGAUUUUUUACGGUCAGCCAAAGAGCCCAGAUUGUCGAGUUUAUAUUGAAACGGAAAAGUUUUGUCUGCAACGCUACCGAUGUUUUCAGUGUCGGCAUCAGUAAACUGAUCAACGAUAACGUCUAUUUAGCCGCUUAUCCAUUACAUGAAGGCAAACUUAACGAAGAUAUCGACUCUAAACGGUCGCAUCUGAUCGACGACUGGGCAUCGCUGUCAUCCCUACUCAAGUCUCAACCAUUGGAAAGGAUAGUCGACUAUUUUGGCGUCAAAACAGCCAUGUAUUUUGCAUGGAUCGGCUUCUACACCCGUAUGCUGGUACCGGCCUCUGUUAUCGGCCUAAUAUGUUUCAUCUAUUCGGUGGCCACACUCGACCGCGAUCAGCCAACUAGACAACUAUGUCAGGACCGUACCGGUCGCUAUAUGUGUCCGACUUGCCGACACUGUAACUAUACACUACUGGCCCAGUCGUGCAGUUUUAUGCGCGGCUCCUACCUAAUGGACAAUCCGUCGACCAUUGUAUUCGCCAUAUUCAUGAGCCUAUGGGCUACUGUUUUCCUGGAAAUGUGGAAACGCUAUUCGGCUAAGAUUUCAUACAAAUGGGAUUUAUCUGAAUUUGACGCUCACGAGGAAUAUCCACGACCCGAAUAUCUUGCCCGCUUAGCCAACCGUAAGGCCAAACGUAUACUGAAUGUCAUAACACGAAUGGAGGAACCGUACAUACCGUUUCUCAGAGGCAAACUGCCCCACAUAAUCAUAUCGUCAUCGCUGGUCCUAUUAUGUAUCUGUUUGGCUAUAGCUAUCAUGAUAUCCGUGAUAGCCUAUCGGGUAUCGGCACGUAUAGUACUCAAUACAUGGUCGCAGCGAUCGGAUUUCCUACAGAAUUACGGCUCAAUUAUUACAUCAUCGACGGCUGCCCUAAUCAAUCUGUUAUGUAUACUAGUUUUGGACCGACUGUAUGCCCGACUGGCCUACUAUCUGACCGAACGGGAACUGCCCAGAACUCAGUUCGAGUUUGACAAUUCGCUGACAUUGAAGAUGUUUUUGUUUCAAUUUGUUAACUACUAUUCCUCUAUAUUCUACAUAGCCUUUGUUAAGGGCCGAUUUGACGGCCAAGAGGGUCGGGCUAGUAAUUGGUUUGCCGAGGAAUGUCCAAUGGGCGGCUGUUUUCUAGAUCUGGCCAUACAGUUGGCCAUCAUUAUGGUUGGCAAACAAGCAGUGGGUGCUGUCCUCGAAAUACUGAUGCCAAUGGCCACCAGAUUCUAUAACAAAUGGAAAUAUACUCAGAGUAUUACCACCAAAUGCGGUGGUAGUGGUGGUGGCGGCGGUACCGGUGGUUCAAGUGUACUACUGUCCCAAUGGGAAGAGGAUUUCCUGCUUGAGUCAUGGGAACCGACAUCCUUGUUCUACGAAUAUCUUGAACUGGUCCUACAGUUUGGUUUUGUAACCAUUUUUGUUUCAGCAUUUCCGUUGGCGCCGUUGUUUGCACUGAUCAACAACUUCUUCGAGAUCCGAUUGGAUGCCAAAAAAAUUGUCACUGACUUCAAGAGACCAGUAGCCCAACGAGUCAAAAGUAUCGGCAUUUGGUACCGAAUACUGGACGCCAUCGCCAAGUUGUCGGUAAUAACCAAUGCAAUGAUCAUUGCCUUUACCACCAGUUUUGUACCCCGACUACUCUACUAUAUUGAAAACGGCAAUUACGAUAACUAUCUAAACUCGACACUGACAAUGGUCACUGUUAGCCAGGCCGACGCCCGGCUAAUCGGAUCAUCCUAUUGUGUUAAAGUCAAUUAUUACGACUCGGCCGCCGCUGCCACCACUGACCCGACCAUCAUCGGUAGUUACGGUGCUGAUGGUGACCAUCAGUACUAUUGGCGACUGAUGGUCGCACGGCUAGCAUUUGUUGUCCUAUUUGAAAAUGUUAUCGUUUUGCUAACAUCGCUAAUGAGAUGCCUGAUACCGGACGUACCGAAAAACUUGAGACACCAGAUACGGCUGCACUCCUAUCUGACCAAUGAGUUGAUUAUGAGACACGAUCUGAUUGUUGCCAAACACAUCCAUUGCCGCGACUGACUGACUGACCGACUGAAUGGAUCAGAUGAUG
Oppia nitens is the source of this 2632-nucleotide messenger RNA. Its product is annotated as anoctamin-4-like. Gene Ontology annotation, cellular component: plasma membrane. The record is from RefSeq and is a predicted model, not a curated record. The transcript has 7 exons. The coding region runs from base 1 to 2601 and encodes 866 amino acids. Gene Ontology annotation, molecular function: chloride channel activity; protein dimerization activity. NCBI's taxonomy places the organism in Eukaryota, Metazoa, Arthropoda, Arachnida, Sarcoptiformes, Oppiidae. Gene Ontology annotation, biological process: chloride transmembrane transport.